AUGCGAAGGUGCAUUCAUGUCAUCCUGCAGGCGGAAUUCUCCACGAGUUUUGAGCAGCCUCGGUUUUCCCACCACCUCCAAAUCAUGCAAGACACAGGGGAGACCUUCGGGGUGCAACCUGGCUGGGGCGGGGCGGAGGUGGAGGGCCUGGCCGGAGCGGGCCUGGCUACGGGCAGGGGACAGCGACCGCCUAGGCCGGGGCAGGUGAGCGUGGCGCAGGCCCCGGCCCGGCGUGUCCGCGGUGCGCGCGAGCGGCCAGCAGAGGGCGCCAGAGAGCCAGGAGCGGCCCGCGGAGGAGCCGCGCCGGCCCGGUUGCCCAGCUCCGCGCCGCGCGGACCCUCCGAGCCCGCGCUCAGACGCCCCAGCUCCGCCGAGAGGCCGCUCGCGCCGGGUCCUUCCUCUUCCCCAAGUGCAGGCAGAGCCCCCAGAGCCAUGGCCAGCCCUUCCGGCAGCUCCGAAGCCACUGGCAAUCCCCGAGGCAGGGAUGGCCGGCCCAGGAGGGAGGAGGACGACGUCCCUCCCGGGGAGAAGAGGCUGCGGCUGUUGCUGGAGGGGGGAAGCGCACAGCCCGAGGACUGCGAGGACGGAGAGGACGCGCCGCGGCCGGGCAGGGAGGAGACCGGCACCCAGACAGGUGGCGACGGCAGAGGAGGGAACAAAGCAGCAUCAUCCCACUAUUCCAGGGGAGGUGCUAAAUAUGAGGGUGAGGCUGUCAAGCGGUCCCUGGUGGAGUCCUACACUCACCCGAACAGCAAGGAGACAGAGCGGAGGGAGAACAUCGAUACCGUAUUGAACUGGUUCACCAAGGAAGACUUUGACUUUGUGACUCUGUACUACAGAGAGCCAGAUAACAUGGGACAUCGAUUCGGGCCAAAGGCAGAGAACAGGAAGUUGAUGAUUCAGCAAAUCGACAGGACCAUCGGGUAUCUGGUGGGAGCCACUGAGAAGCACAGCCUGCAGAGCACCUCAGCGUCAUCAUCACAUGAGACCAUGGGAUGACCACCGUGAAGAAGAGACCCAAUGUCAACAAGAUCCCUUGUCCAACUACAUCAAGUUCAGGGACUGCGUCAAGUUUGAUAUUGUGGGCUAUGGUGGCUUUGGGAUGCCCCUAACCAAAUUGGGGCAAGAGGAAGCCCUUUACCAGGCACUGAAGAAUGUGCACCCUGACCUCCACGUCUACAAGAAGGAGUUUCCAGAACACUUCCAUCUCGCUAAACAUGACCAAAUUCUGCCAAUCGUGAUGUAUGCCAACUGUGGUUACAGUAUCAAUGGGGUAAGUUCAUUCUAAAAUGAAUAAAGUCACUUUGGAACUAGGAGACAACCAUUAGGGAAGGGUGGUUCUGCAAAAAUCAAACAUAAGUGCACAGCCAGGCACGGUGGGUAUCACCUGAGGUCAGGAGUUUGAGACCAGCCUGGCCAACAUGGUGAAACCCCAUCUCUACUAAAAAUACAAAACUUAGCCAGGCGUGGUGGCGUGCAUCUGUAGUUCCGGCUACUCUGGAGGCUGAGGCAGGAGAAUCGCUUGAACCUGGGAGGCAGAGGUUGCAGUGAGCCAAGAUCAUGCUACUGCACUCCAGUCUGGGCAACAGAGUGAGACCCUGUCUCAAAAAAAUAUAAUAUAAUAAAACAAAACAAAAUAAAAUAAAAUAAGUGCACACACUACGAGUUGUAGCCCAUAGGGUCCUAAAUGUUCCCCACCCCCCGCCCAACCAAUGCUGCCCCAAAUUACCAUUAUACAAGAUUAAUGACCAAUUCAACUUGACAAGGCUGAUUUAAAAAUAAAAAUAAGGCUGGCCAUGGCGGUUCACACCUGUAAUCUCAGUGCUUUGGGAAGCCAAGACAGGAGGAUUGCUUAAGGCAAGGAGUUCAAGACCAGCCCAGGCAACAUAAGGAGACCCCAUCUCUACAAAAAACAAACAAAUAAAUAAAUAGCCAGACAUGGCGAUGCAUGCCUGUAGUCCCAGCUACUCAGGAGGCUGAGGUGGCAGGAUUUCUUGAGCCCAGGAGGUCAAGGCUGCAGUAAGCUGUGAUUGCACCACUGCACUCCAGCUUGAGCA
Molecule: messenger RNA, 2057 nt
Organism: Pan troglodytes (chimpanzee)
Lineage: Eukaryota; Metazoa; Chordata; Mammalia; Primates; Hominidae
Product: translation initiation factor IF-2
Exons: 3
Coding region: 1-999 (332 amino acids)
Source: RefSeq, a predicted model, not a curated record